UGCCUCUGUCAUACAACCAGGAAGAAGGUUGGAUAGCUCCGCAAAGCUAACAACCUCAAUCUUUCUGCACACUCUCCGAAUUUAAUAAUGGGGUCUUCUUGGUGGAGGCUGGCGGCAGUGGUUAUCUCAGUAGCGGGCUCUUUAUUACCAGUUGGCGCGGAUGAGCACGACCACACGUACACGGACCGGGAGGAAGUGGUUUUAUGGAUGAACACCGUGGGGCCUUACCACAACCGACAGGAGACAUACAAGUAUUUUUCUUUGCCCUUCUGCGCGGGCUCCAAGAAGACCAUCAGUCAUUACCAUGAAACCCUCGGAGAGGCUCUGCAGGGCGUGGAGCUGGAGUUCAGCGGCCUGGAUAUUAAGUUCAAAGAGGAAGUCUUGCAGAUAAUGUACUGUGAAAUUGAGAUGGACAAAGCAAAACAGGAUGCUUUUGUUUAUGCCAUCAAGAAUCACUACUGGUACCAAAUGUACAUAGAUGACCUGCCCAUCUGGGGGAUUGUCGGCGAGGCGGAUGAGAACGGAGAGGAGCAUUACCUGUGGACGUACAAGAAGCUGGAGAUCGGAUUCAACGGCAACCGGAUCGUUGACGUGAAUCUGACGAGCGAGGGGAAAGUCAAACUCAUGUCAAACACCAGGAUUACCAUGUCUUACUCCGUAAAAUGGAAGAAGUCUGAUGUCAAGUUUGAGGACCGGUUUGACAAGUACCUGGACCCGUCCUUCUUUCAGCACAGAAUACAUUGGUUCUCCAUCUUCAACUCCUUCAUGAUGGUCAUUUUCCUGGUGGGUCUGGUGUCCAUGAUCCUCAUGAGGACCCUAAGAAAAGAUUACGCCAGAUACAGUAAAGAGGAAGAAAUGGACGACAUGGACAGAGACUUGGGUGAUGAAUAUGGAUGGAAGCAGGUUCAUGGAGACGUCUUCAGGCCUUCCAGCCAUCCUCUGAUCUUCUCUUCGCUCAUCGGCUCUGGCUGCCAGAUCUUCUCCGUGUCCCUCAUCGUCAUCAUCGUGGCCAUGGUUGAGGAUCUGUACACGGAGAGGGGCUCCAUGCUGAGCACGGCCAUCUUUGUUUACGCUGCGACCUCUCCCGUCAACGGCUACUUCGGGGGAAGCUUAUAUGCAAAACAAGGAGGCAGAAGGUGGAUUAAACAGAUGUUCAUCGGGGCCUUCUUGAUCCCGUCGAUGGUGUGCGGAACCGCUUUCUUCAUCAACUUCAUCGCCAUCUACUACCACGCCUCCAGAGCCAUCCCGUUCGGCACCAUGGUCGCCGUCUGCUGCAUCUGCUUCUUCGUCAUUCUGCCCCUCAACCUGGUGGGAACCAUUCUGGGCAGGAAUCUGUCCGGCCAGCCCAACUUCCCCUGCCGGGUGAACGCCGUGCCGCGGCCCAUCCCCGAGAAGAAAUGGUUCAUGGAGCCGGCGGUCAUCGUGUGUCUGGGAGGAAUCCUACCGUUCGGGUCCAUCUUCAUCGAGAUGUACUUCAUCUUCACGUCCUUCUGGGCCUACAAGAUCUACUACGUGUACGGCUUCAUGAUGCUGGUCCUGGUCAUCCUGUGCAUCGUCACUGUGUGCGUCACCAUCGUGUGCACGUACUUCCUGCUCAACGCCGAAGACUACAGAUGGCAGUGGACGAGCUUCCUGUCUGCUGCGUCCACGGCGGUUUAUGUUUACAUGUACUCCUUUUACUACUACUUCUUCAAAACCAAGAUGUACGGCUUGUUUCAGACGUCCUUCUACUUCGGCUACAUGGCCGUGUUCAGCACCGCUCUGGGGAUCAUGUGCGGUGCCGUUGGAUACAUGGGAACAAGUGCCUUCGUGAGGAAGAUCUACACGAACGUGAAAAUCGACUGACCUGGAGCUCGACGCCGACACGGGGAGCAGACGUGUUCUGAAAGACGGCGGGCACGAGUCCUUUAUUUUAUUUUUUGUUUUUUCUUGCAGAGAUCGAGAGAAUCUCGCUUUGUACAACGUAGUUUUUCCAUUUUCUGAGCGAAAUUCAUUUCCACACGUCGAGGUGAGCGAAGAGGAGCAGAUGUUUGAGGAGCAGAUGUUCGUGCAGCAGAACCCGGAGUCGUGUAGCUCUCUUCAGUGAAGAGGCCGGAGGGCGGUUCUGUCCUUCCAGGUGUUCCUGUUCUCGUUUUCAAAGCCCCUCUUUAAACCCUGACGCCUUCACCGCAGUUCGUUUUGGUUCAGCGACUCGAUGGUCGCGCCCCUCCUUCCAGAGCCAGUCCAUCCAUCCGGAGGUUCAAGUCCCGCUGGUGUUUCAUGUACAGAUCAAAGACUGACAGCAGCCGGGUGCAGGAAGAACCGCUUUUUAAAUGAAUGUUUGAUGUGAUCCCAUUUUCCUGUUUUUUCUUUUUUCUAAAUGUUUGGGUUGAAUGAAGUUA
This is a messenger RNA of Nematolebias whitei (Rio pearlfish), 2381 nucleotides long. It is a transcript of the gene tm9sf3, whose product is annotated as transmembrane 9 superfamily member 3. Gene Ontology annotation, cellular component: membrane. Bases 88 to 1845 code for a protein of 585 amino acids. The transcript has 15 exons. The record is from RefSeq and is a predicted model, not a curated record. Gene Ontology annotation, biological process: protein localization to membrane. NCBI's taxonomy places the organism in Eukaryota, Metazoa, Chordata, Actinopteri, Cyprinodontiformes, Rivulidae.